GAAAUUUCAGACCCUCGAAGUUCAUUUCUAUUUUCCCAUAUCAUCAACCUCAAAGUUGAAAAAGGCACAAUACAACUCCUAUCUGGCAGCUUUGCUAGGCGGCGGCAGCGACGGAGAAGGCGAGUAUACAGCGGAGUUUGAGUGAAGCACCGAAUGUCGAAGUCGUUGUUACAGCCGAUAGGCCAGAAGCGCCUCACAAAUGUCGCCGUUGUUCGACUGAAGAAGCACGGCAAUCGCUUCGAAAUUGCUUGCUACAAGAACAAAGUCCUUUCAUGGCGCUCUGCUGUGGAGAAAGAUAUAGAUGAAGUAUUGCAAUCCCAAAUUGUAUAUUCCAAUGUAUCAAAAGGAGUGCUAGCCAAGUCUAAGGAUUUAAUUGCUGCUUUCGGUACGGAUGAUCAGACAAAAAUAUGUUUGGAGAUUUUGGAUAAAGGAGAACUUCAAGUUGCAGGGAAAGAGAGGGAGGCCCAAUUAUCGAGUCAAUUUCGAGAUAUUGCAACUAUUGUCAUGCAGAAGACUAUUAAUCCCGAGACUAAACAUCCUUACACUAUUAGUAUGAUUGAACGUUUGAUGCAUGAAAUCCACUAUGCUGUUGAUCCUCAUAGCAGUUCAAAGAAGCAGGCGCUAGAGGUUAUACGUGAGCUUCAGAAGAAAUUCCCAAUUAAAAGGUCUCCGAUGAGACUCCGAAUCACUAUUUCUCUACAGAGCUUUCCCUCUAUCAAGGAGAAUCUAGAAACUUGGCACGGGGAGAUUGUGUCAAAGGAGGAAUCUGGAAAUCAACUUUCAGUUGUUUGUGAACUGGAUCCAGGUAUAUUCCGUGAAUUUGAUGGAUUGGUGAGAAAUCUACAGGGGCGACUAGAAAUUCUUGCGGUCUCUGUUCAUACAGAAGGAGAUACUGGUGUUGAUGCAUUUGAUGAAUUCAAUGAAGACAUUCCACCAAGCCUUUCUACUGAAGCUUCUGCUCUCCAGCUAAGUGAGAGAUUGCAAAAACAGUCGGUUUCGACUAGUACUAAAAGUUGUGAGGGGGGAGUGAAGCAAACAAAAUGCAGCACAUGCAAUGCCUUGGUAGGUGAUGCAAAGCAAUAUAGAGAGCACUUCAAGAGCGAGUGGCAUAAGCAUAACAUGAAGCGCAAGACUAGAAACCUUCCUCCCUUAAGUGCUGAAGAAUGCUCAGCUGAUGUGGAAUUAGACGACUCAAAGGAUGAUCUCAAGGAAUACUCGUUUUAACACUUCAAGUGUCAUUCUCAUUUUGCUACUUUGUCCCUGCGGUGCUAAUGAUGCUUUACUGGAAAACAUGUUAGGAGAAGACGAGCUUAUUUACAAUACUUGGUAAUUGGAUGGAUAUAACCAAGGGGAUUUUUGUUGAAUUGUAAACGAGUUGUGAAUCUAAGCAGUUUGUUUCUUUUUGUAAUCAUUUCUGUUUAUCAAAUUCUGGAUUGAUUUUGGGGAAUUUAGCCUUUUUACUACCAAA
Spinacia oleracea (spinach) is the source of this 1468-nucleotide messenger RNA. RefSeq lists its product as uncharacterized. NCBI's taxonomy places the organism in Eukaryota, Viridiplantae, Streptophyta, Magnoliopsida, Caryophyllales, Amaranthaceae. Bases 154 to 1224 code for a protein of 356 amino acids. Gene Ontology annotation, biological process: ribosome biogenesis; cytosolic ribosome assembly. The transcript has 5 exons. The record is from RefSeq and is a predicted model, not a curated record.